AUGAUACACUACCCGAAGGGUACCUCCAGCUUUGGCAAGCGCCACAACAAGACUCACACCCUCUGCAGGCGUUGUGGCAAACGCUCCUUCCACAUCCAGAAGUCGACUUGUGCCAACUGCGGUUACCCCUCCGCUAAGACUCGCAAGUUCAACUGGAGCGAGAAGGCCAAGCGCAGAAAGACCACCGGUACCGGCAGAAUGCGCCACCUCAAGGAGGUCCACCGCCGCUUCCACAACGGCUUCCAGACCGGUGUCCCCAAGGGUGCCCGUGGCGUCACCUCGAGCAGCAACUAAGUUAAUUGUUCGACGUCGCGAUUUCAUUCUCGGAGGCUGGAGAGGGCUGGUAUGACAAAGGCCGAGCAUAUGAAGUGAACCGGUUUCAGUGCAAGGCGAAAAAAAGGCGCUUCCCCCGUGGAGUUGGUGGUGGGACGGUCUUUUCACUUUUUUUUGCCGUCAUAGCAUUUCUAUUCUAGAGAAAGAGAGAAAAAUGGCACAUAUUGACGACAAAUGAAAAGAACGGACUCUCUUUCCGUGGGGGGUCCUGUGUUGUUCACGAAGAAAAAAAAAAGCAG
Messenger RNA from Aspergillus aculeatinus CBS 121060, 572 nucleotides. Its product is annotated as 60S ribosomal protein eL37. Gene Ontology annotation, cellular component: ribosome; cytosolic large ribosomal subunit. The transcript has 4 exons. Gene Ontology annotation, molecular function: RNA binding; structural constituent of ribosome. Bases 1 to 294 code for a protein of 97 amino acids. Lineage: Eukaryota; Fungi; Ascomycota; Eurotiomycetes; Eurotiales; Aspergillaceae. The record is from RefSeq and is a predicted model, not a curated record. Gene Ontology annotation, biological process: translation.